Messenger RNA from Penicillium argentinense, 2028 nucleotides. Its product is annotated as tryptophan synthase. Bases 1 to 2028 code for a protein of 675 amino acids. Gene Ontology annotation, cellular component: cytoplasm. The record is from RefSeq and is a predicted model, not a curated record. Gene Ontology annotation, biological process: L-tryptophan biosynthetic process. Lineage: Eukaryota; Fungi; Ascomycota; Eurotiomycetes; Eurotiales; Aspergillaceae. The transcript is spliced from 4 exons. Gene Ontology annotation, molecular function: tryptophan synthase activity.
AUGGAGGGAAUCAAACAGGUCUUCGCAACAUGCAAAGCCGAAGGCCGCGCAGCCUUAGUCACAUAUGUGACUGCAGGGUUUCCUUCAAUCGAAGAGACGCCUGAGAUUAUGCUGGCCAUGCAGGCGGGUGGCGCAGACAUCAUCGAACUCGGAAUCCCAUUCACAGACCCCCUCACAGAUGGACCGACCAUCCAGAAAUCAAACGCCCAAGCUUUAGCAAACGGUACUCGAAUCCCGACAAUUCUGCAGAUCGUGCGAUGUGCGCGUGCAUCGGGACUCACUGCCCCCGUUCUACUGAUGGGAUACUACAACCCCGUCCGCGCAUACGGAGAAGACAAAAUGCUGAAGGACUGCCGUGCCGCCGGUAUCAAUGGAUUCAUCAUCGUCGAUCUACCGCCCGAGGAAGCUAUUCGGUUUAGAAAUUCGUGCAAGACGGAAGGAUUAUCAUACAUUCCCCUCGUCGCACCAUCCACAGCCGACAGCCGCAUGGAGAUGCUCUGCAGUAUCGCCGACUCCUUCGUAUACGUCGCCUCCAGAAUGGGCGUCACCGGUGUAUCCCAAGCGCUGGAUACUGGACUCGAUAAUCUUCUUGCUCGCGUGGACCGCUACACGAUGGGCUCGGUACCAGCUGCGGUAGGGUUCGGAGUCAGCACGCGCGAGCACUUUGUGGACAUCGCCCGGAUUGCACAAGGUGUUAUCAUCGGCAGUAAGAUUAUCAACAUUUUGGCAGACGCACCUGCGAGUACUGGUGCCGAGAAGAUCAAGGAGUACUGUCUCCACGUCUCUGAGCCGAGAUACCCCUACUACCCUGAGGCACUUUCAUUGAACAAACACACUCGCUUCGGCCAGUUCGGCGGCCAAUAUGUCCCCGAAGCCCUGAUUGAAUGCCUCGCGGAGCUCGAAAACGGAUUCAACGCCGCAUCCGCCGACCCCACGUUUUGGGAAGAAAUCCGCUCCUACGCAUCGUACACCAACCGGCCAUCCUCCCUCCACCAAGCGAACCGUCUAUCGGAAUACGCUGGCGGCGCCCGCAUCUGGUUGAAACGUGAAGACCUGAACCACACCGGCAGCCACAAGGUCAACAACGCUCUGGGACAAAUCCUCCUAGCACGACGACUGGGAAAAACGUCUAUCAUUGCCGAGACAGGUGCAGGCCAGCACGGUGUAGCGACCGCAACGCUAUGCGCACUGCUGGGUCUAAAAUGCACGAUCUUCAUGGGCGCCGAGGAUGUCGAACGCCAGGCACUGAAUGUUUUCCGAAUCAGGCUCCUCGGUGCAACAGUUGUCCCUGUACCAGGUGCACAUGCCGGAGAAGGAGGUACUCUCCGAGACGCAGUGAAUCAAGCCUUCAGGACCUGGGUGACAGACCUCAAGACAACGCAUUUCGUCAUCGGAUCCGCUUUCGGCCCUCAUCCAUACCCGACCAUCGUGCGAAAGUUCCAAUCUGUCAUCGGCGAAGAAACCCGCUCACAAUUCCAGCAAGAGAUGAAUGGAAAACUUCCCGACGCAGUAGUCGCAUGCGUGGGAGGCGGAUCCAACGCAACAGGGAUGUUUUACCCAUUCGUCAGAGACACCUCCGUGAAGCUGGUCGGCGUCGAAGCAGGCGGCGACGGAUCCUCAAACGGUCGACACGCCGCGACUCUCGCGCGAGGCUCAGUGGGCGUUUUACAUGGUGUCAGAACAUAUGUCUUGCAAGAUGAGGACGGUCAAAUUCUUCCCACGCACUCUGUUUCCGCCGGGCUAGAUUAUCCGGGCGUUGGACCGGAGCUUUCUAGUUGGAAAGAGUCUGGUCGGGCAAGUUUCAUUGCUGCUAAUGACAAUGAUGCCUUGGUUGGGUUCCGGCUUUUGAGCGAGUUGGAGGGAAUCAUUCCUGCUCUUGAGAGUGCGCAUGCUAUUGCCGGUGCUGUGAAGGUGGCAAAAGAGCUUGGGCCUGAGAAGGAGGUUGUUAUUUGUCUUAGUGGACGGGGUGAUAAGGAUGUGCAGCAGGUUGCGAAGAUGAUUCCGGGUCUGAUGCCUGAUAUCGAGUAG